This is a messenger RNA of Magallana angulata, 1141 nucleotides long. Its product is annotated as protein FAM167A-like. The transcript is spliced from 2 exons. NCBI's taxonomy places the organism in Eukaryota, Metazoa, Mollusca, Bivalvia, Ostreida, Ostreidae. The record is from RefSeq and is a predicted model, not a curated record. Bases 445 to 1086 code for a protein of 213 amino acids.
UCGAUCGGAAUCAGAAAAUAGCCCGGGUCGCGAUGAAACAAACAUGUUUCCAAUUGAGCAUUCACGGUAAUUAACAAAUGUCUCAGUUUACCUCACAGUGCCCGCCAGAAAGUUCCCCCUUGAAAAAAAUAUAUUUGAAUAGACUCUUUGAACUUCUGGAUAGAUAGGAACCACUCAGAUUUCACAAGGGAACAGAGAGCAUGCAACAUGCACCUCAUAAUCGUGGGCAUCGGUAAACAUGUUGGGAUCGCUUUUACCCUGAUGAGUCAAUUAAAACGAUGGAUAAGAGAAUGAUACAGAGUUUGCAGACAAUGGAAGGCUUGUUUAUUGUGAAACAUUGCGUUUUCAUGUGUGCCAAUCAAUCCAAGGGGAAUUUUUCUUGGAUUUGUCUUUAAAACUUUUUUCUGUAUGAAGUGAUUUUCUCAGGGAUUUGAGUUUUAAAUUAUGAAGCCAAUAUCUCGACAGCCAGCGUUAAAUGUGAUAAAAGAAGGUGUGUCUGAAAAUGCAGACUCUCUAACCGACCCAGAGGAUCUGAAAUUAGUCCCCCCGGGGUCACCCUCCGAUCUCGUGCGACUUCGUGCCACGGCGUCGAGACUUCGGCUUCAGACAAAGAGGCAAAGCUAUAUAAACUGGAAAACUAACCAUUAUGAUAACUUCUUUAAACAAAGGAAUCGAAAGGCUGUUUUGUGUGACAGUUCUUUAACUAACUGGUCAGAAGAGAUUCGAACCAAACGACCAGUAAAGAAGACAUCCACUGCUGGACAGGUGAUUUGUGAUGGAAAAUCUCUUUCAAUAGACGAAGCAUUAAACUGGAUUCGAAAUGAAUUGCUUUUGAUGAGACAGAUGGACCAGGCCCUUGCCAGGCAGCUGCUAUCCCUGAGGCAUGAGAUCCAGGACAUCCGGCUACGUUGGAGCUGUGAAGAUCACAAAACUCUGGUAGAGGACAUUCGGAUUGAACUUGAAGAGUUACAGUAUCUAGGGGAGAUAACUGACGUUCCCGUUCACCUGCUAGAGUUCCAUAAUCCCCUCAAACACUGGGGCGUGACAAAACUCAAUAUCCACAACAAACGAUUUUCCACUUGUUGAUUAUUGUUACAUGUAUGCGUGUUGAACUUGGAAUAAACCCCGAAAUUCUUGUUAA